AUGACCGCGCGGCACAAGCCCCGCGACAUGUCGGCAGUCGCGCUGAGCAAAACUGAUCAGGACCAGACAUUUCGUGCCAGUCGCGUCUCAGGAUCGCGGUCGAUUGAAGUGGCACUUGCAGAGAUCGAAAUUAUCAAGCACAAUGUUUACGUGCAGCGGAAAGAGCGUUCGCUGCCUGAGGACGAGGUGUCAGUAUGUGCAUGCAACGUGCCUGAGUAUGAGACGGAGAUGGGGUGUCUGGAUGACUGUUUGAAUCGCGCUGCUCUUGUCGAGUGUAUACCUGGAUUCUGCAAGAACGGCGACCGGUGUGAUAACAUGAGGAUUCAGCGUGGUGUCAUGCCUUCGAUGCAACUGAUGGAUUGUGGCAACAACAAAGGACUUGGACUGAAAUUACUGGAAGACGUGAAAGCCGGCUCGUUCGUGAGCGAGUAUAUGGGUGAGAUCGUGACAGAGCAAGAGUAUUACAUGCGACGCGUGCUUUACCAUAACGAGAAGCAUCGGUACAUGAUGGUAUUGAGUGGCGGUGAAGUCAUUGAUGCCACUCGCAUGGGCGGGUGGGCGCGCUUUAUCAACCAUAGCUGCGAUCCGAACUGCGGGGUCGAAAAAUGGGACGUCAACGGCGAAGAACGGUGUGCUAUAUUUGCUCUGCGGGACAUCGUUGCUGGCGAGGAGUUGACGUUCGAUUACAAGUUUGAAUCCUUUAGCAAAGCCGAGAUAACCGAGUGCUUAUGUGGGUCCAUCAAUUGCCGGAAAGUGAUUGGAAGGAACAAUCGAGCGACAAGGACGAACAAUCGGCACAGUAGCAACAAGGCGGAAGCACCUGCUCCAUGGAGCCCGAAGUUGUACGACCCCGUCAUUGGAUUCAAAGCACGAGCAGUUCAAGGUGCAAAGAAGGCAGAAGCUCUGAUGCAGCGAAUGGCGCGGCAGCGGCUACUGAGCAGCAGCGACAUUCGCGUGCUGCGGCGGUCGCACGUGAUGCUCGAGCGUAACUUGACGUGGCACAUGGACACCGAGUUUGAGCAUUUGGCGCUGUUGCCCUACUUUAUCACAAAGCAGUCGUCUGCGAUAAAGCACGCGCCGGAGCUACAGCACGUGCCCGACUUUUUCAACUGGCGCGAGCUGCCCAAUUUUCCCAAGAAACCGCGUCAACGCCCUCAGGACGCCAAAGUCGCCCGGCUCUGUAAAAUCGCCGCGUUAUUGCAAGCUCGCCAGAAACAGCCACAAUAA
Messenger RNA from Hyaloperonospora brassicae, 1227 nucleotides. NCBI's taxonomy places the organism in Eukaryota, Oomycota, Peronosporomycetes, Peronosporales, Peronosporaceae. The record is from the annotation of a GenBank genome assembly.